AACUCUAAUCUGCUGUUUUCAUAUAAUUUAUAGGAUUUUUCUAUUUUUUGGAGUGUCACAUACUGGUUUAAGGCUUCUGAGAUUUGGAUUUAUUGAAGUUGUCACCAGCAGAAUUUCGAGCUUUGUACAAUGGGUAGAGGAAGAGGAAAGGGAAAGAAGCAAUCUGUUCGUGAGGAUCUCGGAAGUGGUGAAGAAGAGAAGAUACCAAUCCGGAGAAGGGGAAGACCACUGAAGCCAUCAAAGGAUGAAAUAGGGGAAGAAGAAGAAGAAGAAGAAGCAAUGAAAGUGAAAGAAGAAGAAAAUGACAGUGAGAAUACAAAAGGUUCUGUCUUUAAUAAAGAUGUCAAGAACCAAGGUGUUGUGAAUGGAAAGAAGAGGAAGAGAACUUCACAAGUCAAGGAAGUAGAUUCGACGAAAGUGGAAAAUGGUGUUGGGAACAAAACUAACUCUAAUGAGUUAAUAAAGUCGGUUGGAUUUAGACAAAACGGGAGUAGGAGGAAAAACAAGCCUAGGCGAGCUGCUGAAGUUGGCGUUGAAUGCAGAUGAACAGCUCUUUGCUAUUGAGGACUGAUUCUAUACUGAUCUAUAUCUGCUUUUCAUUUUACCCCUUGUUAUUGUUUCUUGUUUUUUUGAAAUUUAGCUAAAACUUUGUGAAGAACUGAAUUUUGUUCAAAUUCUAGUAGACUUCAAUGUGCUGCUGCUGCUAAUCACUUAGCAGGUUCCCUUGUUUUGCAUAUGUCAUGGAAAACUAAGCAAUAUUUUCCCGUGUACUCUAAUCUUUGUCGCCUUUGAUUUUAUAUGUAUGAUGCCCUUCUUUGGUUUUGAA
Solanum verrucosum is the source of this 826-nucleotide messenger RNA. RefSeq lists its product as uncharacterized. The transcript has a single exon. The record is from RefSeq and is a predicted model, not a curated record. The coding region runs from base 130 to 546 and encodes 138 amino acids. Lineage: Eukaryota; Viridiplantae; Streptophyta; Magnoliopsida; Solanales; Solanaceae.